AGACAUUUUCUUUUUGGGUGUCUUGGGACAGAGAAAGAGCCGCCAGAGGCCCAGACAACCCUCAGAAUGCUGGUGUUAAGCAACCAGGAUGAGCUGCAGGUGCUGAAGAAAGAGCUGAGAUGCUGCUUCCCAGAGUCUCUGAAGGUCUAUGGAGCUGUGCUGAACAUCUGCCAGGGAAAUGCUUUUAAUCAGGAGGUGCUGGUGGAUUCCUGGCCCAACUUCCAAGUUGUUAUUGCACGGCCCCAAAGAAAGAAAAUACCAUCAGAAGCCAACUACUUCGUCCAAUCCUAUGUAGUUUUCUAUAGGCUCCUGGGUGCCUAUGAGGAACUGGUUAAAGAUACUGAUGUCCUUGACUGGAAGCAGGAAUUUCUACUACAGGGCUUGCAAGUUGGUGUGCAUCAGAUGUCUCAGAGCCUCGCUGCUGCCAGAGGUUUUUCUGCAAAACUGUUGACUAAGACCCAGGUUUUUCUUCUGCAGAACUUAUUGCCUUUGCCAGCUGCUGUAGCCAAGUCAGGUUCAGAACUGAAACUUUCAUCCCUCAAAACUGCUCAUGCUGCCCUGCUGAAUGAGACUUGGAGUGUAGGGGGAACUCAAAAGAGUCUGAAGUACUUGAUUCAGCUAAUCCAAUGCUUCCCUAGUAGUUGUCUUCUGGAUGCUGGAGGAUGCCCCAUCUCUUGGGUCUUGCUGGAUCAGUUUGGGUGUUUGACACAUGCAUAUACCAUGCCAGCUCAUCGGGGCAAAGGCUACAUUCAGGUGGUGAUAGCAGCACUGGCAAAGGAGUUACACAGCAUGGGUUAUCCAGUGUAUGGAGAUGUUCUGGAAAACAACACACCUAUGCAAAGAGCCCUGAAAUGCAUGGGAGCCCACUUCACUAAUACCUUUCUGUUCUAUGAUCUGUACGCCCCUCAGACUCUGUAGCCUUAGGCUCUCCAAACGUUCAGUCAGUUAAAAUAGAGCCAGCUCUAACCUAAUCCCAAGCUUUAGUUCAUGGCCAAUCAGAUAACAGAAAGAAAUCUACUGGCUAUUUCUGGCAAGCUGGAAAUCCAAAAAUGCAACUCCUUGAAGUGUGCCCUGCCACAGCAGCUUUUUUCUCCCCUCUUGCUUUUUCACAUAAAUUGGCUCUAAUUCAGUAAAUUGCUCAAAAGUUCAUGAAUAGCAUUUAAAAUGAAAUAUUUGGAGAACUCCAAAUGUGACUGAUGGCAAAUGACUAAGUAUGGGCUGCACAACAUCUGACUUUUUAAUACCACUGAAUUCCAAUUAAAAUAGGACACCUGCUUAUUAUUGGACAUUUACUGGCAUGAAAACAAGUACACUGGGUGGGCAAUUGCACCAGGUCCAGAGAGGGGGCUCAUUUUCUGCACAAGGAUCCUUUAAGGAUCUUCCUCCCCUAAAUGGGGAGGGGGAAUCCUGAAAUGGCCAAAGGUCUGCCUCUUGUUUAAAAAAACAAGAUAUAAUUACCAAUAAAACAAUGACUGUGCAUUUGAGAGAACAGACCGGCAUUUGGCUGUAACAGGAAAAAAGAACAUAAGGAACUCCCAUUGGUGUUGCAGGUGUUUGGCACAUUGUCAAGAGUUCAGUGAAACAUAAGCAAGUGUCAUAUUCUGUAUUUGGCCUCAGCCCCACUCCUUUUUAUCUGUUUAGAUUCUCAGAAAAUGUGAACAUCUCACCUGUGAUGUAAGCAGUGCAAUUAAAGCAAUAAUUAAAAAAAACGUUUGAAAGCAUA
Sceloporus undulatus (fence lizard) is the source of this 1723-nucleotide messenger RNA. Its product is annotated as glycine N-acyltransferase-like protein 3. Gene Ontology annotation, cellular component: mitochondrion. Bases 67 to 918 code for a protein of 283 amino acids. NCBI's taxonomy places the organism in Eukaryota, Metazoa, Chordata, Lepidosauria, Squamata, Phrynosomatidae. Gene Ontology annotation, molecular function: glycine N-acyltransferase activity. The record is from RefSeq and is a predicted model, not a curated record. The transcript has 6 exons.